This is a messenger RNA of Ochotona princeps (American pika), 7278 nucleotides long. It is a transcript of the gene NBAS, whose product is annotated as NBAS subunit of NRZ tethering complex. Gene Ontology annotation, molecular function: SNARE binding. NCBI's taxonomy places the organism in Eukaryota, Metazoa, Chordata, Mammalia, Lagomorpha, Ochotonidae. Bases 37 to 7152 code for a protein of 2371 amino acids. Gene Ontology annotation, cellular component: endoplasmic reticulum membrane; Dsl1/NZR complex. Gene Ontology annotation, biological process: retrograde vesicle-mediated transport, Golgi to endoplasmic reticulum. The record is from RefSeq and is a predicted model, not a curated record. The transcript has 52 exons.
CGCCCCUCCUCCCCGCCGCCCGGAGCCAGGCGAAUCAUGGCGGCGUCCGAGUCGCCGCCGGCUUUGAGUUCAGGGACUGCAGACGGCGAGGAGACGAUUCUUUAUGAUUUGCUGGUCAACACUGAGUGGCCGGCGGAGACCGAAGUCCAGCCCAGAGGCAGCCGAAACCAUGGAGCAUCGUUUAUCAUCACAAAGGCAAUUAGAGAUCACCUGUUAUUUUUACGCCAAUACAUCUGGUACAGCCCUGCACCUUUCUUGCUUCCUGAUGGACUGGUUCGCUUGAUUAAUAAGCAGAUAAACUGGCAUUUAGUACUUGCAAGCAAUGGAAAGCUUUUGGCAGCUGUUCAAGACCAGUGUGUGGAGAUCAGAUCGGCAAAAGAUGAUUUUACAUCUAUUAUUGGGAAAUGUCAAGUUCCAAAAGACCCCAAGCCCCAGUGGAGACGCGUGGCGUGGAGUUACGAUUGCACGCUGCUGGCUUAUGCUGAAAGCACAGGAACUGUGAGGGUGUUUGAUCUCACCGGAAGUGAGCUCUUUGUCAUCUCCCCGGCAUCUAGUUUUGCAGGUGAUUUGAGCUAUGCCAUUGCUGGGUUAAUAUUUUUGGAAUAUAAAGCAAGUGCACAGUGGUCUGCAGAACUCCUGGUCAUCAAUUACCGAGGGGAGCUUACAAGUUAUCUUGUAAGUGUUGGAACAAAUCAGAGCUACCAAGAGAGUCACAGUUUCAGCUUCAGCAGCCGGUGCCCGCGUGGCGUCAGCACGGCCGUCUACCACCCUGCGCACAGACUUUUAUUGGUUGGUGGAUGUGAAGUUCCUGGAGUCAGAAUUUCGAAAGCGGCUAGCUGUGGCCUUUCCGCCUGGAGAGUUCUGUCAGGAUCUCCUUAUUAUAAGCAGAUUAUUAAUGGUGGAGAUGAGGUGACCACAGUGCCAAAGACAUUUGGAUUAUUAAGAAUAUUAAGUACUAAGUUUUACAGUCGCCAGGGACAAGAACAGGAUGGAAUCUUCAAGAUGAGCCUGUCUCCAGAUGGGAGCCUCCUCGCAGCCAUUCACUUCUCUGGGAAACUAAGCAUCUGGGCCAUCCCUUCCCUGAGGCAGCAGGGGGAGUGGAGUCAGGAGGAGCAGCCAGGCUAUGACGGACUCAAUCCUGACUGGAGGCGCUCUCCUGAGAAAAGAAGAAAAGUAAAAGAUAAAGAGUCCUUCUACCCGCUGAUAGAUGUCAGCUGGUGGGCAGAUGGCGCCGUCACGUUGGCUCGAUGCUCUGGUGCUUUGACUGUUUCGUCUGUGAAAACUUUGAAGAACUUACUGGGAAAAUCCUGUGAGUGGUUUGAACCGUCACCUCAAGUCACUGCUACUCACGAUGGGGGCUUCUUAAGUUUGGAGUGCGAGAUUAAACUUGCCCCGAAACGGUCUCGCUUGGAAGUUCGGGUGGGAGAAGAGGAUGAGGGAGAAGAGGAUUCUGACUCCGCUCAUGAAAUCUCUGCCAAGGCUCGUUACUUUGGCUACAUAAAGCAAGGCCUGUACUUGGUGACUGAAAUGGAGCGCUUUGCACCUCCACGGAAACGCCCACGCACCAUUACUAAAAAUUACCGCCUUGUGAGCUUGCGUUCCACCACUCCUGAAGAGCUGUACCAGAGAAAGAUUGAAAGCGAAGAGUAUGAGGAGGCCUUGUCUCUGGCUCAUACCUAUGGCCUGGAUACGGAUCUCGUGUACCAGAGGCAGUGGAGGAAGUCAGCAGUCAACGUUGCCUCCAUUCAGAAUUAUUUGAGCAAAAUAAAGAAGCGGUCCUGGGUUCUCCAUGAAUGUUUGGAAAGAGUUCCUGAAAAUGUGGAUGCUGCAAAAGAACUGUUGCAAUAUGGGUUGAAGGGCACAGACUUGGAGGCUCUCGUAGCAAUAGGGACGGGCACCGAUGAUGGCAGAUUUACAUUACCUGGCGAGGUAGACAUUGAAAAUAUCUCUUAUGAGGAGCUUUCCCCACUUGAGGAGGAGUCAGCGAAGGAGAGAAAGGAAAAGGAGCUCCAGAAGAGGCGGGCGCUGCUGAAAUCCGUGAACUUCGCCAAGUUGACAUUGGAACAGAAGGAACUUUGCCGUUGUAGACUGAAAUUAUUAACCUACUUAGAUCGACUUGCAACAUAUGAGGAAAUCCUAGGUGUGCCUCCUGCUUCGGAACAGAGAUACGAUGCAGAAUUCUUCAGGAAAUUCAGAAAUCAGAAUAUUGUUCUCUCAGCAAGAACUUAUGCUCGGGAAAAUAAUGUUCAAGCCCUGGAAAUUCUGUUUACUUACCACGGCUCUGAUCUUCUUCCUCAUCGCCUUGCAAUUCUCUCCAACUUUCCGGAGACCACUUCACCGCACGAGUAUUCUGUUUUGCUUCCUGAAGCUUGUCGUAGUGGUGACACCUUGACCAUCAUUCCUUGGCACGAACGGCGACACCGGGCUAAAGAUUGGUGUGAGGAGCUGGAGUGCAGAAUUGUUGUUGAGCCGAACUGCCAGGAUGAAAGUGAAUUCUUGUACACUGCGCAGCCUGCCUUGCUGAGUUACAGGACGGCCUCGCUCACCGUCGAGAGCGUCAUGGACUGGUACCAGAGCAGGGCCGCAGAGAUAGAACACUAUGCCGCACAGGUUGACUGUGCACUGUCACUUAUUCGACUUGGAAUGGAGCGGAAUAUUCCUGGCUUGCUGGUUCUCUGUGAUAAUUUGGUUACGUUGGAAACAUUGGUUUAUGAAGCUGGUUGUGACUUAACCUUAACCUUGAAAGAACUCCAGCAGAUGAAAGACAUUGACAAGCUGAGAUUACUGAUGGACAGUUGUUCUGAGGAUAAAUAUGUGACCAGUGCCUACCAAUGGAUGGUUCCCUUUCUCCAUCGCUGUGAGAAGCAGUCUCCUGGUGUGGCCAGUAAACUAUUGAAAGAAUAUUUAGUAACUCUGGCUAAAGGGGACCUAAAAUUUCCCCUGAAGAUAUUUCAACAUUCCAAACCAGAUCUGCAGCAAAAAAUUAUUCCUGACCAGGAUGAAUUGAUGGCAGUAGCGCUAGAGUGUAUCUAUAGCUGUGAACGGAAUGAUCAACUCUCCUUUUGCUAUGACAUAUUAGAAUGUCUGCCACAAAGAGGAUACGGUGAUAAGACAGAGGUAACAGCAACUCUUCAUGAUAUGGUAGAUCAGCUGGAACAAAUCCUGAGUGUGUCGGAACUUUUGGAAAAACAUGGACUAGAGAAACCGAUUUCAUUUGUUAAAAACACUCAGUCUAGCUCGGAAGAAGCGCGCCAGCUUAUGGUUAGAUUGACCCGGCACACAGGUCGGAAGCAGCCUCCUGUCAGUGAGUCUCACUGGAGAACUUUGCUGCAAGACAUGCUAACCAUGCAGAAGAACGUGUACACCUGUCUGGACUCUGAUGCUUGCUACGAGAUAUUUACUGAAAGCCUCUUAUGCUCAAGCCGUCUUGAGAACAUUCAGCUGGCCGGGCAGAUGAUGCAUUGCACUGCCUCUCCAGUGACCCCCGCUGCUGCUGUGGCCGCCAAGGGGAGAGCCCAGUACAGGGUCAGUUACCAGAAGAGCGUUGACUUGGUUCUGGCUGCCAGCAGGGAGUACUUCAACUCUUCCACCAACCUCACUGACAGCUGCAUGGGUCUGGCCAGGUGCUGUUUACAGCUGAUAACCGACAGACCCACUGCCAUUCAGGAGGAACUAGAUCUUAUUCAGGCCCUUGGAUGUCUUGAAGAAUUUGGGGUCAAGAUUCUUCCUUUGCAAGUGCGGCUGCGCUCUGAUCGUAUCAGCCUCAUUAAGGAGUGUGUCUCCCAGUCUCCCACGUGCUACAGACAGUCCAGCAAACUCUUGAGUCUUGCAGAGUUGCUGAGGGUGGCAGGUGAAGACCCAGAGGAAAGGCGUGGACAGGUUCUCAUCCUUUUAGCAGAGCAAGCCCUUCGUUUCCAGGACUAUAAAGCAGCCAGUAUGCACUGCCAGGAGCUGAUGGCCUCAGGUUAUCCUAAGAGUUGGGAUGUUUGCAGCCAGUUGGGACAAUCAGAAGGCUACCGGGACUUGGCUACACGCCAGGAGCUCAUGGCUUUCGCUUUGACGCACUGCCCGCCAAGCAGCAUUGAGCUGCUGUUGGCAGCAGGCAGCUCUCUGCAGACAGAAAUUCUUUAUCAACGAGUGAAUUUCCAGAUCCAUCCUGAAGGAGGGGAAACAUCAGGUGCUUCAGCAUUACUUAGUAGAUCACUACAAGAGGGUGAAGUGAGUGUUCCAGGCAGCAGUUCAGCUGACCUGUUGCACUGGACCACUGCUACCACCAUGAAGGUUCUUUCCAACACUACGACCACUACCAAGGCUGUGCUGCAGGCUGUCAGCGAUGGGCAGUGGUGGAAGAAGUCUCUGACGUAUCUCCGACCGCUCCAGGGACAGGAAGUUGGUGAUGCCUGCCGAAUUGGAGCUGUGGCCAACGAAGACUUAAGUAAACAAGGGUGUCAUCCUUUUUAUGAAUCCGUCAUCACUAAUCACUUUGUUUCUGAGUCUGGAGUUACGUAUGACAACUAUCAGCACAUCCCUGGGGAAAGUUUUGCGGAAGUGUUGCUGAGAACUGGUAAACUGGCAGAGGCAAAAACUGAAGAAGUCUUCCCAACUACAGAAGUUCUCUUACAACUAGCAAGUGAUGCUUUACCCAAUGACAUGACCUUGGCCCUCGCCUAUCUCCUUGCCUUACCACAGGUGUUAGAUGCAAACAGGUGCUUUGAGAAGCAGUCCCACUCGGCGUUGUCACUCCAGCUGGCGGCCUAUUACUACAGCCUGCAGAUCUAUGUCCGGUUGGCUCCGUGUUUCACGCACGAGUGCCACCCGCUGUACAGGGCUGACCCCAAGGAGCUAAUCAGGAUGGUGACCAGGCAUGUGACUCGACAUGAACAGGACUCCUGGCCAGAGGAGCUUGUUUUGCUGACUAAGCAGUUGCACUACUACAAUGAGCGCCUCCUGGAUUUCACUCAGGCUCAGCUCCUCCAGGGCCUGCGGAAGGGUGUAGAUGUGCAGCGCUUCACCGCUGACGACCAGUAUAAAAGGGAGACUAUCCUGGGUCUGGCAGAAACCCUUGAGGACAGUGUCUACAGUAUUGCACUUUCUCUGGCCCAGCGAUACGGUGUCUCCCACUGGGAAGUUUUUAUGACCCAUUUGGAGUUCCUGUUUACCGACAGCGGUUUGUCCACAGUAGAAAUUGAAGAGCGUGCCCAAGCCCUUCAUCUCUUUGAGACUUUAAAGACGGAUCCUGAAAGCUUUCACAAGCACAUGGUCAAGUACAUUUACCCCACUAUCAGUGGCUUUGAUCACGAAAGACUGCUCUAUUAUUUCACACUGCUGGAAAAUUGUGGCUGUGCAGAUUUUGAGAAUUCGGCCAUCAAACCAGAAACCCACAUUCGACUCUUGAAGAAAUUCAAAGUGGUUGCAUCAGGUCUUGACUACAGAAAGCUGACAGAUGAAGACAUGAGUCCUCUUGAAGCCUUAGAGCCAGUUCUUUCAAGCCAAAACAUCUUAUCUAUUUCCAAACUUGUUCCCAAAAUCCCUGGAAAGGAUGGCCGGAUGCUGUCCGCCAGCUCACUGUACACCAUCUGGUUGCAGAAGCUGUUCUGGACUGGAGACGCUCACCUCAUUAAGCAGGUCCCAGAGUCCUCACCGGAGUGGCUUCAUGCCUACGACGUGUGCAGAAAGUACUUUGAUCGACUCCAUCCAGCCGACCUCAUUACUGUUGUGGAUGCGAUGACGUUUUCUCCUAGAGCUGUGACCAAGCUCUCCGUGGAAGCACGUAAAGAGAUGACUACAAAGGCCAUUGAGACAGUCAGGCUUUUCAUUGAGAAGCCAAGGAAAAGAAAUUCUGAAGAAGACACCCAGGAAAAGAGUGACUCCAAAGUCACUUAUGCAGAUACUCUGAGUCACCUGGAGAAAUCGCUUUCCCACCUGCAAACCCUCAGCCAUAACUUCAUUACUUCUCUGAAGAACAGUGAGCAGGAGACAUUGCAGAACUAUAGUCACCAGUAUGAUCUGUCCCGGUCAGAUAAAGGAAAAGUUCAUGAUCAAGCAGUGGCCAUGUGUUUAGAUGGUCAGCCAUUAAGAAUGCUUCAGCAGCUGCUGGAGGUAGCUGUGGGCCCUCUUGACAUCUCGCCCAAGGAUAUUGUGAAGAGCGCAGUAAUGAAAAUAGUUUCUGCACUGAGUGGAGGCAGUGCUGAACUCAGUGGGCCCGAGGACCCACUCCAAGUUCUUGAAGGUGUCGUUGCUGCAGUCCAUGCCAGUGUGGACAAGGGGGAGGAGUUGGUCUCCCCUGAGGACCUGUUGGAGUGGCUGCGCCCUUUUUGUGCUGACGAUACCUGGCCCGUGCGCCCCCGCAUCCGGAUACUUCAAAUCCUGGGACAGUCAUUUCACCUGACCGAGGAGGACAGCAAGCUGCUUGUGUUCUAUAGAACAGAAGCCAUUCUGAAAGCUGCCUGGCCCCAGAGACAGGUGGAUGUAACUGACACUGAGAAUGAGCAGAAGCGCUACUCUCUAUUCAUGGAGCUUCUGGAGUCCAGUCACAAGGAGACUGAAUUCCAGCACUUGGUUCUGCUAUUGCAAGCUUGGCCACCUAUAAAAAGUGAAUCUGUAAUGAGCAUAACCAGUAACCCCUGGGUGCGGCUUGCCACGGUGAUGUUAACCAGGUGUACACUGGAGAACAAAGAAGAAUUGGGGAAUGAAGUUCUGAAAAUCUGUCGUUCUUUAUAUAACACCAAGCAGAUGCUGCCUGCAGAGUGCGUGAAGGAGCUGUGCCGGCUGCUGCUGGACCAGUCCCUGCUGCUGCCGUCCCUGAAGCUGCUGCUGGAGAGCCAGGACGAGGCCCUGCACGCCACGGCGCUGGAGCGGCUUGCCGCCGUCACAGAGGUGAAUGAUUCAAAUUGUGACCAAGAACUGCUUUCCCUGCUCCUGGAUGCCAAGCUGGUGGUGAAGUGCAUCUCCACUCCCUUCUAUCCACGUAUCAUUGAACACCUCUUGGCCAGUCUACAGCAAGGGCGCUGGGAUGCCGAGGAACUGGCCAAACACCUGCAGCAGGCCGGCCAUCAGGCCGAAGCUGGGUCACUCCUGCUAGCCGUGAGGGGCACUCAUCCAGCCUUAAGAACUUUCAGCACGGCCCUCAGUGCAGCACAGCACUGGGUGUGAGUAACCCAGGCUCCCUGCGGGAAGAGAGCAGCAGCAGCUGACUGCUGCUCCCGAAGCAACGUGUGCACCUGCUGACUGUUCUCUGUUGUUCCAACAAAUUGCAAUAAAGCUGUACGUAAAUGAUGA